This is a messenger RNA of Topomyia yanbarensis, 3328 nucleotides long. RefSeq names its product protein TIS11-like. Bases 384 to 1814 code for a protein of 476 amino acids. The record is from RefSeq and is a predicted model, not a curated record. Lineage: Eukaryota; Metazoa; Arthropoda; Insecta; Diptera; Culicidae. The transcript has 3 exons. Gene Ontology annotation, molecular function: mRNA binding; metal ion binding.
UUCUUUUGCGUGUAGUGACCAUACGCGUUGCAGUCUCUUUUUCCCCCAGUGUAUAUGAUUACAUGGCAAAAAAAUUUCACUUCGACUCGGCGACCCCCUGGUCAUCAGCUGUCAUAGUCGUCCGUCACUCAUCUACUGUUUAUUUACUGUUUGCGCGAAAAAAAUCCGUCUCAUCGGGAUAUGUUCGCGUAAGAAAAAAAUCGUAGCAAUCGUUGAAAAACCAUACAAAAAUAUUCCUGUCACGUUUAAGCAACUCCUUUCCCGCAGCUGGUCCGUAUUGAACCGUCCAAAUUUUUUCCGUAGUGUCCAAAUUAUCACGUGUAUUUUCGACCGUCAAAUUGCGCCCGCCGUUUUGUUUUUUCAUCUUAUUUGGUUGUAUCAGAAUGGAAAACCCGAAUCAAACGAACUCCAGAAGCACAGCGCAGAUGACCCUUUCGAGCACAAGCAAUGCCUCCAGCAACAGCAACAACAGCAGCAGUAGUCCUCUGAUUGGUAGCAAUGGUCAUCACGUUACCAGCAGCCAGAUUUUAUUGCAGCAGAAUUUCAACAUUACCCACCAGCAGCACCAUAAUCAACAACACCACUCACAACAACAACAGUCGCAUCAUCAGCAGCAACAGCAUCAAAACCACAAUCAUCCCCACCACCAUCAGAAUCAGUCGCACCACCCACUUCAACAGCAGCAACAACAACAACAGCACACCGCCCGACAACUACUGAUCCACAAUGCUCUUACCCGCACCACGUCCCAUCCGGUCGGUGGGAGUUCGUCUGCCACGACGGCCGCCGCCACGAUGGAAUCGCUAAUGGAACUACUCCGAAUGUCGACGGCCGCCAGCGUUCUGGCCCAGCAGCAGCAAUCGAGCAGGGCUGCUGGUGGUGGCACUGGAACCGUUGGUGGAGCAGCAUCAUCAUCAUCGGCAGCUGCCGCCGCAGCAGCAGCUGCUGCUGUCGUCGUUGCCGGUGGUGGACACCGGAAGCUGGAACGUACCCAGUCGGAACCGUUGCCGCAGCAGGUUAAUACUUCGAGAUAUAAAACCGAGCUGUGCCGACCGUUCGAGGAAGCGGGAGAGUGUAAGUACGGCGACAAGUGCCAGUUUGCGCAUGGCAUGCAGGAACUGCGCAAUCUCCAGCGUCAUCCAAAGUACAAGACGGAACUGUGCCGCACGUUCCACAGCGUCGGUUUUUGCCCGUACGGACCGCGGUGCCACUUUGUGCACAACGCGGAAGAAGCCCGCAGUCACAAUCGUUCGGUGGCGGCGUACCAUGCCCAGUUGGCAGCGGCCGCAGCAGCAGCUGCUGCCGGUGGUAGUAACAACGGCAACGGAAGUCACAAUCAAUCGUCGAAUGCGGCUUUGAUACAGCAGGCUCAACUUCAGCAUACGGCGGAGUUGUUGCAACAGCAACAGCGUCAACAACAACAUUUGCAGCAGCAACAUCAGCUUCCGCUAAGUCCAGCCCUGUCGAUGUCUACCGGUUCGGAUCGGGCUUCACCGAUAGGAUCACUAUCGCUUUCGCCUACCACUUCGAUGGCGAGCUUCUUCCCGGAACAGGGUAGCCCAACGUUCCCGCCGACAAGUCAGCAAAGUGCGUUCAAUUUCCCAGCAUCGCCACCGGCCAGUCCCAUCGAUGGCGGUCUAUCGCCAAUGACUACUCCUCCGCCGCCGUCUCCAUCGUUGGUAUCACUAUCGGGUAAAGUGGGUGCAGGAAGCAAUAGCAACAAUAAUUGCAGCAACAUCGAUGGCGACGCCCGGCUUCCGGUUUUCAAUCGGCUCAGCUCCACGGUGGAUGCCUUCACCAACAUGAUGAUCUAGAGGGAUGUGUGGUGGUGGUGGUGUGAUUUGGUGCAUGUGUGGGGUGGCCACGCUAACGGUUCGCUUGUAACUGUUUUUUUCUCUGUACGCAGCACGCACAUAGCGCUAGCAACCGAAGCCACACAAACAGACGAUUUUGUAUAUACUUAUUCAUCGAACGCACGUGUGUGGUUUUUUUCCUUCAAGUUUAAAAUGGGGUUAUUUAUGUAUCCGAUGGGUAAAAUGUUAAAUUUGUAAACGAAAACUGCUGCAAAAAAGUAAACGCACAGAUAUUUAUUUAUACAAACAAGCAAACUGAUGGAGAUACUAGGAGCUAACAACUAGCACGUUUCUGAAUCAAACAAAACCACGUGCGAAAGCAUAGUCCGACGGAGAAGUAAACACUUAUUUAACUAUUUAUUUUUAUAUUAAAUUUAUACCUUUUAUUUAAAUCGAACGAUAUAUGCAAACAAACACGCGCACACACACAUUUGUACAAACGCAAACUCAAGCUGGUAUGGGUGCGUGCGUGUGUUCCAAGCAGUUUGAGGUGAGCGUAAUUAUUCCUUCGCAUAAAAAAACACCAACGAGAGCUUCCAGUGAGAAACAAAUUUUCGAUUUCACAAAACUACCGCAAACGAAACAAAACACUGAAAAAUCGACGGAACCAACAAAUUCUCCUUCGUUUGUCACUAUGAUUAUUAACAUUACUAUUAUUAUUAUGAUGAUUAUUAUUAUUAUCAAACCUAUCUUGAUUAUUUUUUAAUUUAUUUUAUUUAUUUUUCUCUGCUUGAUUUUCACACUUUAUCGCAUAAGGAAAGCGAUUCGUAAAAAAGAUUAGUUUUUUUCCCACGUACAGUUAUUUAAAAAACGGCAACAACAGUUAAACAAAUUAAGCGUUAAUUUAAGUUACAAUCCUAGCAGAAGAAAAACGGUGAACCGAAUUUGAUUGGUCAGCAGAUCAGGCGGACGGCUUUUGUGCGCCAUUUUGCCAACACAAAAGCUCUGUUUUGUUCAGGUUAUUUUUCCACCCUAUUUCUGAAAUAUAUACAUAAUUUGUAGUAAUUUAUGCCCCCGGAAGCAACCGCACGAACGGAUACUUAUUCCUGUCAAGCCGAAAAUUUUGUUUAUAUUAGUUCUAUAUGUUUUGGUCACCACCAGAUAGUGCCUUAUCUAUUUAAAAUUAAUAUCUAUUGUAAACUGUAAACACGCUAGUAGGCUGCGCUUUUCGCUUCGUUGUGUUUUUCUUUUUUUUUACAAUCGAGUCAUGUACAGGUUUAGGUUUCAUACGCGGACACUCAGAACAGCCAAGCAGCCAAAAGCGGCAGGCCUACUAGGGAAAUAGGAUUGUAUUGUAUCAGCUCAGAAUAAACCUACUUUUUUCGUGCAAACCGCCUCCCAUUUGUGUGUACAUUUUCUAGCAACUGAUGAGCCUUUAUCGUAAAAUGUAAGUUAGAAACAAAAAAAAAAAUCAAGUGAUUUAUGUUAACAAAAAAUGCGCCCUAUUUUUGUAAAAUGAUUGAUUCUUCCAACGA